Messenger RNA from Marmota monax (woodchuck), 1424 nucleotides. It is a transcript of the gene Spdef, whose product is annotated as SAM pointed domain containing ETS transcription factor. Lineage: Eukaryota; Metazoa; Chordata; Mammalia; Rodentia; Sciuridae. Bases 1 to 975 code for a protein of 324 amino acids. Gene Ontology annotation, cellular component: nucleus. The transcript has 5 exons. Gene Ontology annotation, biological process: regulation of transcription by RNA polymerase II; cell differentiation. The record is from RefSeq and is a predicted model, not a curated record. Gene Ontology annotation, molecular function: sequence-specific DNA binding; DNA-binding transcription factor activity, RNA polymerase II-specific.
AUGGGCAGCGCCAGCCCCAGCGCCGCGCCCCCCGGCUGCCUGCUGCUGCCCCCCGACGGCCUGGAGAAGGGGGCGGCGCCCGAGAGACGGGCCUGGAGCCCCCGCCGCCCGGCCACCCCCGACCAGGGCCUGUCCGCCUUCUACCUCUCCUAUUUUGACAUGCUCUACCCCGAGGAGGGGACCUGGGCCGCCAAAGGGCCCCCGGCCAGCGCUCGGGAGGAGCCGCCCGAGGAGCCAGAGCAGUGCCCGGUCAUCGACAGCCAGGCGCCGGGGGGCGGCCUGGACCUGGUGCCGGGGGCGCUGGCCCUAGAGGAGCACUCGCUGGAGCAGGUGCAGUCCAUGGUGGUGGGCGAGGUGCUCAAGGACAUCGAGACGGCCUGCAGGCUGCUCAGCAUCACCGCAGACCCUGUGGGCUGGAGCCCCGGCAACGUGCAGAAGUGGCUGCUGUGGACCGAGCACCAGUACCGCCUGCCCCCCGUGGGCAGGGCCUUCCAGGACCUGGGCGGCAAGGAGCUGUGCGCCCUGUCCGAGGAGCAGUUCCGCCAGCGCUCCCCCCUGGGCGGGGACGUGCUGCACGCCCACCUGGACAUCUGGAAAUCAGCGGCCUGGAUGAAAGAGAGGACCUCCCCGGGCGCCGUUCACUGCUGCGCCUCCAACAGCGAGGAGAGCUGGACCGACAGCGAGGUGGACUCGUCCUGCUCCGGACAGCCCAUCCACCUGUGGCAGUUCCUCAAGGAGCUGCUGCUCAAGCCCCACAGCUAUGGUCGCUUCAUCCGGUGGCUCAACAAGGAGAAGGGCAUCUUCAAAAUCGAGGACUCUGCCCAGGUGGCCCGGCUGUGGGGCAUCCGCAAGAACCGGCCCGCCAUGAACUACGACAAGCUGAGCCGCUCUAUCCGCCAGUAUUACAAGAAGGGCAUCAUCCGCAAGCCCGAUGUCUCCCAGCGCCUCGUCUACCAGUUUGUGCACCCCAUCUGAGGGCUGCGGAGGGCCCAGGCCUGACACCACCCUCAGGGCCCUCUCGCCCGCCGGCCUCUGCCUCGGCCAGAGCCUGAGCCUGGGUAGAACGGGCGGGCGGCGUGCUGCUGGCCAAGGUCAGGGAGGGGAUGGCCCGCGAUCCCAGGGCCACAGUGAGCUCUCCUGGACCCUUGGGUGGGGGUGCUUCCUCCUAGGGCCUCACUGCUCACGUGCGUCGUCCCCUGGAGGACAGAGGGAGAGGGAGAGCCUCCUUCCACCCAGCCUCUGACCCCAGAAUUGCGGAGCAGAGCCCACAGAAUGGCAAGGACUUGGCCAAGUUCACGUGCAGGGCUGCGCUUCUUCCUGCCACAUCCCCUGCCACACCUCCGCACCGUGCCUCCGUGGUGCGUCCUGAGUUGGGGGGUCAGACGUGACCCCAGGAGUGGAUAAUAAAGACAUGAGUGAACUGA